Molecule: messenger RNA, 972 nt
Organism: Durusdinium trenchii
Lineage: Eukaryota; Dinophyceae; Suessiales; Symbiodiniaceae
Source: the annotation of a GenBank genome assembly
AGUUUUCGGUUCAGAAGAGAUUGGCUGAAAGAUUUCUCGGCGCCAUGUUCUUUUCCUGUUGCUGUGCCGAUGGCAAGGCCUCUGGCUCCACGGUUGUAGCAAGCCAGCCUGAGGACCAGCCGCCCAUCAUGGCCGAGCUCAAGGCUGAAGUGAAGCAAGCCCUGGGGAAGCCAGAAGACUUGGAAGACAAGAUGGAAGAAGCCAAGGUGGAAGUUGAGGAGAAGGUUGAAGAGGUUCAGGAGAAGGUGGAAAAGGUGGAGGAGAAGGUUGAAGUCAAGGAAACCAAGCCAGAUACCAAAGAAGAGAUGUGGGUGGAGUUCACCGCAAAAGGGACGAAACAGGAAGGAAAACUUGGGUGCAGCGUGGAGACUCUGAUGAAGGACUUUUGCAUCGUCAAGCGGGUUGAGCCAUGGUGUUCGCUCAAAGAUGUGGAAGUCUUCGACCGCAUCGUGAAGGUGAAUGGAAUCGGAGCAAAGGCUGCCAGGCUAACCAAAAUCUUGGUCGAGAACGAAGAUGUGGAGCUUUCCAUUCAGCGUCCCCAGAAGAAGGAGGUAACUUUGGAGAAAGGCAUUGAUUUUGGGAUUUAUGCCGAGAUGGAGACCACCGGAGCUGUCAUCAGCACAGUCUCCGAGGAGGCCUCAGCCCUUGGUCUCAAGCCCAUGGACCGGAUUUCUGCCGUGAAUGGGACCGAAAACAUGACCGUGGCUGAGGUGCUAAGGUCUAUCAAUAACCGUGAAGGGCCUUUGCGCCUGGACAUUGUCUCUUACAGCCCGUAAAGGAGACCAAAGAGUGCUUCGGGUGACUAGAAGGUGACCACCAGUGGUGACUGAAGCGUAGCCCCAAUCACAACCUUCAACUGAUCUGGGCCGCACCCUUUUUCUCGCCGUAAAACCCCGCGUCUGGCGGGAAGGCUAUGGCUAGGAUCACUGCCGGCGAAGCCGCAGAAAACCUUGAAGCUUGAUGACUGGAAAA